Messenger RNA from Mauremys mutica (yellowpond turtle), 1177 nucleotides. RefSeq names its product ring finger protein 222 (gene RNF222). NCBI's taxonomy places the organism in Eukaryota, Metazoa, Chordata, Testudines, Geoemydidae. The transcript has 2 exons. The record is from RefSeq and is a predicted model, not a curated record. The coding region runs from base 24 to 725 and encodes 233 amino acids.
AAUGGCAGAAAGCAUGGCAGGGAAUGUCAAUUACGGCGCGUGUGGCUGACAUGACUGGGGUAUCUGAGACUCACACCAGCAAGGGGAAGCCCCUGGGUGAGUGCCCCGUGUGCUACGAGAAAUUCCACCCGCUGGAGGCUGCCCAGAGGACACUGAGCUGUGGACACACCUUCUGCCAUGACUGCCUGGUGAAGUGCCUGCUCUCCACCAGGCUAGACGGGCAGGUCCAGAACAAUCUCAUCUGCCCUGUCUGCCGCUAUGUGACGUUCCUCAGCAAGAAGGUGACCCGCUGGCCUCCCAAACCAAGGGAGCCCCCGCAACCUCUGGAGCUGGCUCUCUCACCCUCCUUGUUACCCCACCUAGCAAAGUCAGGGCCAGACAACACCUUGGUGGUCCCCAGCCAUUUUGUGAUGCCAGUGCAGAGCUAUGACAGGAGCGACAGCAUGUGUGGUGUCCCCAUGGACUCAAUGGCCAUGCCGACCGGCCUGGCUCGGGAAGCCCACGUCUUCGUGAUCAGUGAUCAUGGGAUGCCGCUGGUGGAGGAGAACUGUAGGUCAGAGGUUAGGGGACGCAGCACAGAGGCGCCAGAGUCAGGGGCAUCCAUGAGUUCCCUUGGGAUGCGGUGCUGCCAGUCACCCAUUAUACUGGCUGUUCUCCUCAUCUCGACAGUCGCCCUGUUGGCGGCUGUGUUCCCUUGGGUCCUGUUGGUGAAGAGGAGUUCCUGAGCGGGACUGGAGAACGCUCCAAACAGGACCCAGGCAGAGAGCUGUGCCUAGAACCCAACACUUGCAGAGAUACCCAGUGCCUCUAGGCGAAUGCCCCCUUCUCUUGGGCACAACUCAGGAUCCUUGGAUUGUCUGCAAUAUGGAAAUCCUGCAGGUGGCCAUGAUGCAAAUACCUGUGGGCUUGCUGGCCAGUGUUUGCAUGGGAGAUCUCUGAGGAAUGCCCAGAGGCUGCAGGAAAAGGCACCAUGACUUAGCAGGUGUUGCACUUCCUUCUGACCGAGGGGCUGAACCAGUGCCCCGGCGAGGUGCUGGGGGCCGUGCGCCAGAGUGAGUGGGUGGGUGGUGCUGAGACAGCUCAGGGGUGCAGGGCUGGCAGAGGUGCUGCCUUGGAGCCAAGAGGCCAUGCCAAGGACCUGGCCCCUUGUGAUAAAUGUAUUCAGACACCAAGUCAC